This is a messenger RNA of Dendronephthya gigantea, 1541 nucleotides long. RefSeq lists its product as uncharacterized. NCBI's taxonomy places the organism in Eukaryota, Metazoa, Cnidaria, Anthozoa, Malacalcyonacea, Nephtheidae. The record is from RefSeq and is a predicted model, not a curated record. The coding region runs from base 333 to 1481 and encodes 382 amino acids. The transcript is spliced from 2 exons.
AUGUGAAAAUGAGUAUGAAACCGUAGAGCCGACGGUGUUCAUGUUGGAAUGGGGUCGGCCAGGAGGGAACCAGGGCUGAGGAACUCACGUAUCGGAGCAGCAUUUUCUGGCAGAUGAAAGAUUUUUUCCGCUGUUUAAUUUAAAAACAGACCCCGACAGAGGUCAAAGGUUCAAGGAUUUUAACGACAGCAAGAAACAAUCGACGGAAUUGGCGGCUGUCGGGGUCGGUCUAAGAUCGGCUUUACGCCAGGCUUGUCCAAUCACGACGUUUGUUCUCCGCUUAACGCUUGCGUGAGCAAACAACUGACUUGCUUUGUCACGACAUCGACAAUAUGGCGGCCGGGAGUUUUGAUCAAUGUCGGUUUGCGGUAUGUUUGGAAAAAUACGAAGCUAUUUGGAACGACAAAUCGAAAGAACACGCAGAUAAGUCGAGGAGAAAAGCACAAAUGAAAGCCAUGGCAGAAGAGCUUGGCAUAAGCCCUGAGCUCGUCGACACAAAAUACAACAGUUUAAGGACAUAUUUCGUUAAGCAACGACGCCGCGUGCAAGAAUCUCAACGACGCUCUCACUGCGGUGAAGUAGGAAGCGUCUUUAGACCAUCAUGGCCACCUUAUUCAAAGCUUUUAUUUCUUGAAGAAGCUUUGGCAGGGAUUGCGCCCAUCGGACUGUCAGACCUGGAGGAUAACGAAGACCUAAGUCUGGCUACUAUGGUACCCCAACUACGGCGAUGCCCCGAUUUGCCGCCGUUUGACGAUAGAAGCAGCGAACCAGAGCUUGGUUUGAUUACGAUGGUUAAGAAUCCAAGAAUUGAUGAGUCGUUUUACGCAACUGAAGACAGUCCCUCAUCUGAUCCCCCUCCCAACCAGGAUGACGGGAUUUCAGGUCGCAUGAACUCAGAAAGACUGAUUAAAUCAAAUGUUCGCAACUCGGGCACAACGCCCGAAUUUUUGAACGGUUCCAGGACAAGCGGGCAGUCAGGCAUCGUGCACUCGCCAAUCACAAUCAACGAUGAAAGUCAGCAGAUCGAGAAACGGCGCUUACAAGAGGAAUCGGGCAAACUCCCCAUGGAUUCCGUCAGAUCUCAUUCCUCUAGACCCCAAUCCCCUAUUUUUCCACCCACUGAUCUAUCUCCUCACUCAGUUUCGACGUUCACCCUUCAUGAUACAAAUCUCCGUCCAAAUACCCCUAAUUCACUCUCGCAAGCCCUAUCUACCGACACUUCACCCCAAUCCACCAAAAGCCGUAAGCGAAGCUUACCGAACACCGACGACGAUAACCUAGGAUCGGUAUUUCACGAUACAAUCGACAGUCUACGAACAGUUGCCGAGAGCAUACGCGAGGAUGCGAAUGAUGACGUCGGCGGGUUCUUGAAGAUGAUUGGUUUUCAGUUGAGGAAUAUAAACGACCCUCUGCGACGCAUGCGCGCAAUGCAUGCAAUUCAAGGCGUAAUACUGAAUGAGAUUACCUCGACUAUUAAAUAGCAUGACGAAUGAAAUAUGAGUUGUUGUUAGUUAGCAAUACAACAUUGAUCAUUUUUUUAA